AUGUCGCACAAGACCGUUACCCCCUUGGAGCUCAAGGACUCCCUGAAAAAGGAGACCGAAGAAGCAUGUGCCAUCGACGGCGAGGCUUCGGAUGUAGUCUUGGAUCCAAAGAAAGAGGCAAAGCUCCUCGCCAAAUUGGAUACCGCUUUUGUGCCUAUUAUCAUGUUGACCUACCUCACCUGUUUCCUGGAUAGAUCGAGUAUCGGAAAUGUCAAGGUUGCCAAUAUGCCCGAAGACAUCCAUGCUUCACCAGACCAAUUCUCAACCGCUGUCUCCAUUUUCUACGUCACAUAUGUUCUUUUUGAAGCACCAUGGGCGGUCAUGAUGAAGAAGUUGACCCCUCGCAAUAUCUUGACGGGACUCUGCAUUGUUUGGUCCCUAACCACUAUCUUCACUGGAUUUAUCCAGUCGGUGGGUUCUCUCUACGCGACCCGUCUUAUUUUGGGUGCUUGUGAAGCAGGUCUGUUCCCUUGUCUCAAUCUCUACCUGACCACGGUCUAUCGUCGAGAGGAGCAAGCAAAGCGUGUUUCUUACCUGAUGAGUUGUGCUGCCAUCGCGGGGGCUGUAGGAGGUCUCUUGGCUUAUGGCCUCUUGCAGAUGGACGGAAUUGGUGGCAAAGCAGGAUGGAGAUGGGUCUAUAUCAUUGAGGGCCUGUUCAGCAUCAUCUGUGCCGCUCUCAUCUGGUUCGGUCUUCCAAAUAACCCGGCCGAAGCCUACUUCCUCACCGAAGAGGAGAAAUGGAUGAUGCGAGUACGCAAUGAACAGCGUCGCAAGUAUAUGGGAAGUGAAGAAUUUAGCUGGGAAGAGAUGCGCAUCGCAGUGAGGGAUCCCAAGUUGAUGUUCAGUAGCGUCGUUCAGUUCUGCCAGGAUAUCCUCUUGUAUGGGUUCAGCACUUUCCUUCCCACUAUCCUGCGUGGCAUGGGCUACGAUUCCUUGAUGAGCAACGUCUUGACUGUCCCAGUCUAUGUCUGGGCUGCCUUGAUCUUUGUCAUCAUUGCUUGGUGCUCAGACCGAUAUUCCACAUUUGCAUCGUACAUAUUCGGAGCGAACAUGUUCGGAUUGGUCGGUUACAUUAUACUUCUCGCCGUAGACAAUACCGCCGUCAAAUACUUUGCCACUUUCCUCAUCGGCAUCACCACCUACACAUCCGUUGGUCUCAACGUCGCCUGGCUGAAUGUGAAUGUCGCCCCACAAUACCGUCGCGCCCUCGCGAUUGGUCUCCAGCAGACAAUCGGCAAUUGUGCCGGUAUCGUUGCCGGUCAGGUCUAUCGCACCUCACCUUAUGUGCUGGGUAACUCCUUCUCUCUGGGAUCCCUUGUGGUAGCGCAAGCCACGGUGGUUGGAUAUGGUCUCUACUUACGGCGGGAAAACAAGGUGAAGGAGCAAAUUAUCAGUGGUGAAAAGGAAGACACUCGACGGGUCCAGACCGGUGAUGGAGAGCUGGAAUUCAAGUAUAUCUACUAG
Messenger RNA from Penicillium coprophilum, 1464 nucleotides. RefSeq lists its product as uncharacterized. Gene Ontology annotation, molecular function: transmembrane transporter activity. Lineage: Eukaryota; Fungi; Ascomycota; Eurotiomycetes; Eurotiales; Aspergillaceae. Bases 1 to 1464 code for a protein of 487 amino acids. The record is from RefSeq and is a predicted model, not a curated record. The transcript is spliced from 4 exons. Gene Ontology annotation, biological process: transmembrane transport. Gene Ontology annotation, cellular component: membrane.